Messenger RNA from Arvicanthis niloticus (Nile rat), 1290 nucleotides. NCBI's taxonomy places the organism in Eukaryota, Metazoa, Chordata, Mammalia, Rodentia, Muridae. The record is from RefSeq and is a predicted model, not a curated record.
AUGAAAAAGAAAGAUGGUGGCCUGUGGGAGACUACAUUUCCCAUGAAGGCGCUGGACCGUCGCACAGGCAUGAUGUAUGAAAAUCCCGACCAGAGCCCAGUGACUGCACCAGGAGACAACCAUUGCCACCAUCACAGUCCGGGAAAAUCACCUCUGUCCUGGUGGUAUCCGUGGCCUCCUUCUGACGUCACAGACCCAGCGAUGCAAUCUGAUUGCCCGCUGCAGGGCUGCUGCAGAUUGGGGAGCCUCCAGGUGAGUUUCGAUGAUGUGCAUGUGAACUUCACUGCAGAAGAGUGGAAUUUGCUGGAUCCUUCCCAGAAAAAUCUCUACAAAGAUGUGAUGCUGGAGACCUACUGGAACCUCACUGCUAUUGGCUAUAAUUUGGAAGUCCAUCAUACUGAAGAACAACAACAAACUUCGAGACGUCAUGAAAGGUAUUUAUUGAUUCAUAAUGAUAAAAUGAUUGAUCAGGCUAAUAAAUGUGGUAAAGCUUUCACAUGUGCCCAUUACUAUUGCAGGCAUGAAAGAAGUCAUACUGAAGAGAAACCUUAUGAAUGUAAUCAAUGUGGUAAAGCCUUUUCAUAUCACAGUAGUCUCCAAAGACAUACAAGAAUACAUACUGGAGAGAAGCCUCAUGAAUGUAAUCAGUGUGGUAAAGCCUUUUCACAACACAGUAAUCUCCAAAUACAUAAAAGAACACAUACUGGAAAGAAACCUUAUGAAUGUAAUCAGUGUAGUAAAGCCUUUUCACAACACAGUAGUCUCCAAUAUCAUAAAAGAACACAUACUGGAGAGAAACCUUAUGAAUGUAAUCAAUGUGGUAAAUCCUUUUCACAAAACAGUAAUCUCCACAGUCAUAAAAGAACACAUCUUGGAGAGAAGCCUCAUGAAUGUAAUCAAUGUGGUAAAGCCUUUUCAAGUCACAGUUAUCUCCAAAGACAUAAAAGAACACAUACUGGAGAGAAGCCUCAUGAAUGUAAUCAAUGUGGUAAAGCCUUUUCCUGUCACAGUAAUCUCCAAAUACAUAAAAGAACACAUACUGGAGAGAAACCUUAUGAAUGUAAUCAAUGUGGUAAAGCCUUUUCACGUCACAGUAGUCUCCAAUAUCAUAAAAGUACACAUCUUGGAGAGAAACUUUAUGAAUGUAAUCAAUGUGGUAAAGCCUUUUCACGUCACAGUAAUCUCCAAAGACAUAAAAGAACACAUACUGGGUAGAAACCUUUGAAUGUAAUUAAUAUGGUAAAAGCCUUUUCAGAAAAUUUUUGUCUCCAAAACCAUAAAACAACCCAU